Molecule: messenger RNA, 492 nt
Organism: Aspergillus novofumigatus IBT 16806
Lineage: Eukaryota; Fungi; Ascomycota; Eurotiomycetes; Eurotiales; Aspergillaceae
Product: med21 domain-containing protein
Exons: 2
Coding region: 1-492 (163 amino acids)
Biological process (GO): regulation of transcription by RNA polymerase II
Cellular component (GO): mediator complex
Molecular function (GO): transcription coregulator activity
Source: RefSeq, a predicted model, not a curated record
AUGGCAGACAUCCUAACCCAACUCCAAACCUGCCUAGACCAGCUCGCAACCCAAUUCUACGCCACAAUAGGCUACCUAAGCACCUACCACGACAACUCCCCUACGAUCCCACCUCCAGACGUCCCAGACGCCGCCCCAGCCCUCGCCAAAAUCCCCAAGAACUCCACCGCGCCGCCAGUCCCAGCCGGCGCACCGGUCCCAGCGCAGUCCCAGGCCUCCCCUCCAGCCCAGAAUCCCGCACAUGGCGCUGCAGGCGCAGGCACAAGCGUAGGCGACGGUGGGCAAACGCCCGGCCCGGCAGCGGGCGCAGGGGCGGACGCGAACCUGCCGGCGCCGGAUAGCCCGCGGACGUUUGCGAGUCGGCAGCGGGAAUUGGCGCGGGAUCUUAUCAUCAAGGAGCAGCAGAUUGAGUAUUUGAUAUCGGUGUUACCGGGGAUUGAUAGCUCUGAGGCGGAGCAGGAGAAGCGGAUUCGGGAGUUGGAGGGGAGUUGA